AUGUCCAAGCUAUACCCUCUGCCGACUAACCCAGCUCAAGCGCUCUUCGAGUGUCCGCCCCUUCUCGCAAUCGCAGUAGGCUCUAUCUUCAGUAGUCUGGCCUACUGGGCUUCAAAACUCGCCACCGAUGGGGAUCCUUCACUUGUCGAAGAACCUUCCUUCUCCCAUCUGGUCUCCCUCCAAGGCGUCGAAAUGGCUAUCCAAUCAGCUUCGGUCGAGAUCGGCGAUGAAAUUCCCACAGGCGAAACUAAAGUCCGUCGGUCGUUCAUAUCCCCAGACAAAUUGGUGACCGAACCGAUGCCCGGAAUGCAAGUUCUGCCAGACCUUCUAGUCCAAUCCGCCAAAGACUUCCCUACAGCGAAUGCAGUCGGCUGGCGUGAGCUGAUCAAGGUCCACAAGGAGACUAAGACGGUGACCAAAGUAGUGGGCGGAAAGGAAGUCAAGGAGGAUAAGAUUUGGGAGUUUUACGAAAUGAGCGAUUAUAAAUACUGGACUUACACUCAAUUGCUUGAAGAAGUCUCUAAAAUCUCAAACGGUCUCGCUGAACUUGGUCUGACGAAGGAGCAACGGUUCAACAUCUAUUCGGCUACCAAACCUUCUUGGCAAGUCAUGGCACAUGCCUGCUCUAGACGAUCCAUAACUUUCGCUACCGCUUAUGACUCGCUGGGCGUCGAUGGAUUGGAACAUUCGGUCAACGAGCCCGAAGUAGUUGGAAUAUUCACAAAUGCCAACUUACUGGGAACUUUGGCGGCGAUUGUGACCAAGACACCGACUCUGAAAUAUGUGAUUUAUGACGAAACAGCUGAAGAAAGUGCCCUCAAGAAAAUUCAAGAUGCCCGGCCUGAUAUCCGAAUCAUCACUUACGACGAGCUGCGUCAACUGGGUGAAACUAAGGCCCAUGAGAUCGUCAAACCCGAACCUUCUGAUAUUGCUUGCAUCAUGUACACCAGUGGAUCCACCGGCGCACCCAAAGGCGUCCUUCUCAGCCAUCUCAACUUAAUUUCUUCCGUGGCUGGAGUUCGGACUUUGCUGGAAGAUUUCAUGAGCGAAGACGAGGCGGUGAUCGCUUAUCUUCCAUUAGCUCACAUUUUGGAAUUUAUUGUUGAGCUAACUUCUCUAUCGAUGGGCGUCAAAGUCGGUUACGGAUCUGUCAAAACACUCACUGAGGCCUCGAUGCGGAAUUGCUCGGGAGAUAUCAAAACGUUCAAGCCGACAGUGAUGGUUGGAGUCCCCGCUGUCUGGGAACUUAUCCGCAAGGGGAUCUUGGCCAAAGUCAAAGCGGGAGGCAAAGUGAAAGAAUCAAUCUUCAACGCGGCAUUGGCUGUCAAGAGAAAUUCGAUCCUGAGUCGGAUCGGCGGAGGAUUGAUGGACACAGUUGUCUUCAACCAGGUGCGCGAACAGACUGGCGGGAGAUUGCGAUACGCGAUCUCAGGCGGGGCUGCUUUAUCAAGAGAGACCCAAGAGUUCUUGUCGAAAGCACUAGUUUCGGUCUUGCAAGGAUAUGGCCUAACGGAAUCCUGUGGGAUGUGUGCGAUCUUGGCUCCGAAUUACAUGCAAUACGGAUGCGUGGGUGUGCCGGUACCCAGUACGGAGAUCAAACUGGUCGACGCUCCCGAAACCGGCUACCUCUCGACCAAUUCGCCUAAUCCUCAGGGCGAAGUUUGGAUCAGAGGUCCCUCGGUCUCCAAAGGUUACUUCAAGAGGGAAGACGUCACCAAAGAAAGUAUGACCGAAGAUGGCUGGUUUAAGACCGGCGAUAUUGCACAAUGGAACACAGAUGGAACCUUGUCGAUCAUUGACCGCAAGAAGAACCUGGUCAAACUGGCGGGAGGAGAAUACAUAGCGCUUGAGAAGCUGGAAUCGAUCUAUAAGUCGUGUGCACUAGUCGGUAACCUAUGUGUCCACGCCGACUCAACAGCCAACCGACCGAUGGCGAUCGUCUUUGUCCAUGAGAAGAACCUCACUGUAGCGUAUCAGGAAAUGAAGCCCGGCGAGAGCGGGAAGAGUCUCAGCGAGAUGUGCCAGAGCGAGGAGGUUGAAAAGUUGUUGCUGAAAGAACUCUUGGCUACCGGUAAAAAGGCCGGCUUCAAGCCUCUCGAGUUAUUGCAAUCUGUCGUUUUGACCGACGAGGAAUGGACUCCUGAAAACGGCUUAGUGACUGCUGCUCAGAAACUGAACCGCCGGAACAUCUUGGAGCACUACAGUGAGGCCGUCAAGAAAGUCUAUCCUUGA
Puccinia triticina is the source of this 2232-nucleotide messenger RNA. RefSeq lists its product as uncharacterized. Gene Ontology annotation, molecular function: long-chain fatty acid-CoA ligase activity. The record is from RefSeq and is a predicted model, not a curated record. The transcript is spliced from 8 exons. Gene Ontology annotation, biological process: long-chain fatty acid metabolic process; long-chain fatty-acyl-CoA metabolic process. Gene Ontology annotation, cellular component: plasma membrane; lipid droplet; endoplasmic reticulum. Bases 1 to 2232 code for a protein of 743 amino acids. NCBI's taxonomy places the organism in Eukaryota, Fungi, Basidiomycota, Pucciniomycetes, Pucciniales, Pucciniaceae.